CGGAUGCCUAUUUCGUGCGCCCAUUGUUUGUCGUCUCUGAUGUCUCCAGCUCGAAGCGCUUCGCCGUCAAGAAAGGGGGUACAGGCGCCAUCUCAGGACGCGAGAGGUGAAUAAAUGGCUGCUGCUUCAAGAUGGUACGAUUUAGGAACAAACGAGCCAGUUCAACACGACCCCAGUCCGACACUCAUUUUUUUUUUCUAAACAUAGUUUGUUUGCUGAGAUUCACCAAGGAUCCUCGUAAAACGGGUUUGGCCACGGCCGUAAGUCGGCAGUAUCGAGUCUGGUUCCCGUCCCGGGCAGCCGGCGCAGGGUGGUGGAGGGCUGUGUUGCAGUGUGUCGAUGACAAGUCGACGCAUCCAGCGAGGCUUUCAUCUCAUUUCAUCUCGACAAGCGGUUCCUAGCAGUCGAACUCCCUUACUCGCCAUGCGUCCUCUUUUGCUGCUUAGAAGCCCUCAUUCGCCGGUGGGAUCCCGCGCUGCCUGUCGUGUUGUUCACCCCCCGUUCGCUAGACGCUUAUUCGCUCGCGUUGCCCGUUCUUUAUUCUAGUCGAGAUGGGUCCGACGCCAGAAAGAAACCGCUUUCGCUCCUUCCUGCCGCUUCGGGGAGGUUCGACCCCGAGCAAAACGAACCUGCAAUUGCGCCGAUACUUCCAAAUCUAUAACCUUCGUAUCCCACAAUACGUUCCCCUACCCGUCUAACAGCGGUGCUAGUUCGUCCCCGUCCAUUCACAAUAUGCCCAAAUUCCCUAUUUCUUGCCGCUUUUUCCUCGCAAGCCUACCUUCGCGUCACAUCCGAAUUCGACGCACGAAUCCGGUGUUAUACUGCCACAUUCAGCUUUCCGCGCUUCCUCAUCCUCGCACCUCUCUUAAGGCUCCUUGUAACACCCCUCCACCACGUCAGCAAUCAACACUACGCCUACCACUACCUCUGCUGCUACUAUCACACCGCAACCUGAGAUUAUGACACUCGACAACUUCCCUACCAGAGAUGAUCCUAUUCCUAUGUGCCACCAGGGCCUCCUCGACUCGCUCGAGCGCCACCCCGGUGCCACCGCCAUCGCCACCGGCGACAACACCAAGGGCUCGCAGCCGAACAAGAAAAGCGUCAAGGACAAGGCCCAUGACGCGGAGACGGAGAACAUCAUGCGCGCCAUCCUGCGCACGCGCAAGAGCUGGAAGACCGUCAAGGGCAACACCGAGGCCGUCUGGCCGCCGCACCUCGAGGCGGCGCUGCUCAAAGGGCUCCAGGAGUACGUGCCCGAGGACUCGCGCGAGACGCGUGUGCUGGGCCGCUUCCCGAUGCGCAACAGGUUCAUCUCGGAGUACAUCCUGCGCACGACGGGCAAGACGCGCACCGCGAAGCAGGUCGGCAGCCGGCUGCAGCAGCUCAGGGAUACGAGCGAGGGCCGCGAGCUGAUGGACUGGCUGACGCGAAGUUAUCACACGCACGCGAAAAAGGGCACGAACAGCGCAACCGAUCAAGGACAGAAGGGACGCGAGAGUGGCUCGCCACCCUUCACGAACGGUGUCGGGUGCUGGGACGCGUCUGGGCCUCUCCCAUCUCAAGAUGACUGUCCGCCCUCGCCUUUCUCGCCUACCGGCGACACCACCUCGCCUUCGUCCUCAUCUUCUUCCUCGGGUGCAAGCGACCGCUCCUCCGAGUCUCCCAUAUCCCCCAUCGAACUCAGCCCGUUCCUCUCCCAUGUGAUCCCUAGCAAGCUGCGCGUAUCCCCUCCCCACCAAGCUCCCGCCCCCGUCCACUCCGUCGCCACCGGCCCCACCCCCGUACCACACACCGCGACCUCCGUCCCAGCGCCAGCAGUCGACGACAACCGCACGCACAUCUACAUCGACAUCGUCCCCUCCACCCACGCCGACACACUCAGCGGCACCGUGAGCGCCUCCACCGGGCGCGGCACAGGCUCCUGCGGGCCGCGCACGAUCCGCACGAUCGACCCGACACUCGCGUUCGUCGCGCCCGCCGCGCCGGGGCCGAUGGACAUGCGCUCGUCGUUCAUCGUGCUGCUCGACGGCGCGCCGAUCCACAGCGAGAUCGUCGCGCUCAGGCUCGUCGGCCCGAGCGGCGGCGGGGACCCAGAUGCGCACGCGCGAGGGAGUGCGGGCGCGCUCGGAGGCGACGGAGCGCAAAACCCCCAGGCUCAUGUUGCUCACUCGCUGCAAGGAGUGCAGGAGACCAGCGUGGGGGUUGCGACUGGGAAUGAUGGUGGCCACGGCCAAGGAGCUGGACAGCAGCUGUUGUAUGGCACGACGCUCGUGCCCAAGUUCUGGCAUGAGAUACGCGAUAGUCCCGAUCCGACGCAAUACUCGAUCAUCCAGGACGUGCACCGGAUUGAUGCCGCGAGCGGUGCACCUCACGGCCUGUCGAGGCGCCGACGCUCGGUGCUCGUUUUCUCCGCGAUAUACCACUUCCGAUACCCGAACAGCGUGGUGUGCUCGAACAGCAAUGGAGCGUCCGAUGUUAUCGGCCUCGGACUCGACCUGGGAUUGAGCCUCGGCACAGCUUUCCCUGACACUGCUGCUAGGUCUUUCGCCCAGAACCAUCUGGGAGGCAUGGGGCUCGCAUCGCUGCCAGAGCAAGGCCAAUGCCAGGGAAAAGACAAGAUGGGGGCGGCAGAGACGAUGCUGGCGUCGUCGGCCACGGCCACACCUACGCCGCUUAUCCCGUCCUUCGAUCAGACGAUGGAGGGCAUGCUCGAUGUGAACAUCGACGAUCUUAUCUUCAGCGACGAUUUCAUGAUGGGCACGGCUAACGCCACUGCUACCCAAAAUGUAACUGCUGAUGCCGUAACGAGCCCAACUCAGUUCUUCACUGAGGACUUUGCAUCUUACUUCCCGCAAUGAAUUCUUUGUAUCUGUAUCGAUUAUGCACCGCACUAAAACAACAUCUCAUCUCCGCAGGACUCGUUUAUGGCUAUGCUCAUGCUUUGAUUUUGCUCAUGUCCGUUACGUUGAUUCUUCACAUGUAUUCGUUUCUCGCAUUGAU
Messenger RNA from Coniophora puteana RWD-64-598 SS2, 3003 nucleotides. RefSeq lists its product as uncharacterized. Gene Ontology annotation, biological process: regulation of transcription by RNA polymerase II. Lineage: Eukaryota; Fungi; Basidiomycota; Agaricomycetes; Boletales; Coniophoraceae. The transcript has 6 exons. Bases 960 to 2861 code for a protein of 633 amino acids. Gene Ontology annotation, molecular function: RNA polymerase II cis-regulatory region sequence-specific DNA binding; DNA-binding transcription factor activity, RNA polymerase II-specific. The record is from RefSeq and is a predicted model, not a curated record. Gene Ontology annotation, cellular component: transcription regulator complex.